AGCUGGCAGCGGAGGCAGAAAAACAGCAGAUCACUGCAGACUGAGUGGAGAAACUGCAGCUUGUCCUUACGGAGCACACAUCAGGUGGUCUGACUGCAUCUUUCGGUAUAAAAUACAAGCCACCCUUCUUUUUUAUCCCACGUUCACUGCUACACAAGGCGCAUGCUCAGACCUCCUGGCGGUGCAGUUGUUUUACCUCACAGGAUCUCCGCGACACUGAAAUACUUCAAAGAUGACAACUUCAUGGAGCGAUAGACUGCAGAACUAUGCAGACCUGCCUGCCAACAUGGACAGAAUGGCAAUGAAAAAAUACAGACGAGAACCUUACCACAGAGUGUUUGUCAACAGAAGCUUGGCAAUGGAGAAGAUUAAGUGCUUUGGCUUCGAUAUGGAUUACACUUUGGCAGUGUAUAAAUCACCAGAGUACGAGUCACUGGGAUUUGAGCUUACGGUGGAGCGACUGGUCUCCAUCGGUUACCCACAGGAACUGUUAAGCUUUGUGUAUGAUCCAUCCUUUCCUACCAGGGGCCUCGUGUUUGACACCAUGUAUGGAAACCUGUUGAAGGUUGACGCCUACGGUAAUAUACUGGUCUGCGUCCAUGGAUUCAACUUCCUCAGAGGUCCUGAGAUCCGUGAGCGCUACCCAAACAAGUUUAUCCAGAGAGAUGAUACAGAGCGCUUUUAUAUCCUGAACACGCUCUUCAACCUGCCAGAGACCUACCUCUUUGCAUGCUUAGUGGAUUUCUUCUCCAACUGUGAUAGAUACACAAGCUGUGAAACCGGAUUUAAGGAUGGGGACCUCUUCAUGUCGUACAAGAGCAUGUUCCAAGACGUCCGUGAUGCUGUUGACUGGGUCCAUUUCAAGGGGACUCUAAAGGAGAAAACUGUGGAGAAUCUGGAGAAGUACGUUGUGAAAGAUGGAAAGUUGCCUCUUCUCCUCAGCCGGAUGAAUGAAGUGGCCAAGGUUUUUUUGGCUACCAACAGUGACUACAAAUAUACCGAGAAAAUUAUGACCUACCUGUUUGAUUUCCCCCACGGCCCGAAGCCCGGUACCUCCCACCGACCCUGGCAGUCCUACUUUGACCUCAUCCUGGUGGACGCCAGGAAGCCGCUGUUCUUUGGCGAAGGGACGGUGCUCCGACAAGUGGACACGACCACAGGGCGGCUAAAGAUUGGCACCUACACAGGACCUCUGCAGCACGGCAUCGUCUACUCCGGCGGUUCAUCGGACAUUGUAUGUGACCUGUUGGGAGCCAAAGGCAAGGACAUCGUGUACAUCGGGGACCAUAUCUUUGGAGACAUACUCAAGUCCAAGAAACGCCAAGGCUGGAGGACCUUCUUGGUCAUUCCUGAACUUGCUCAGGAGCUGCACGUGUGGACCGACAAGAGCUCUUUAUUUGAGGAGCUGCAAGGCCUUGACAUUUUCUUGGCAGAACUGUACAAACAUCUGGACAGCAGCAGUAACGAGAGACCAGACAUCAGCACUAUUCAGAGAAGAGUGAAGAAAGUCACCCACGACAUGGACAUGUGCUACGGCAUGAUGGGUAGCCUUUUCCGCAGCGGCUCCAGGCAGACGCUGUUUGCCUCUCAAGUGAUGCGCUAUGCCGACCUCUAUGCAGCCUCCUUCAUCAACCUGCUCUACUAUCCGUUCAGCUACCUCUUCAGAGCUGCACACGUGCUCAUGCCCCACGAGUCGACGGUGGAGCACACGCACGUGGACAUCGACGCCGAGUCGCCGCUCGCCACGCGCAACCGCAACCACUGCAGCGACUGCAAGGACUUGGAGUGCAAACGCAACCAGCUGACACGCUCCUUCAGCGAGAUCAAGCCUCCCAACCUGUUCCCUCAGACGCCACAGGAGAUCACCCACUGCCAUGACGAGGAUGAUGACGAGGAGGAGGAGGAGGAGGAGGAAGAAGAGGAGGAGGAAUGAAUCUGUGUGGCCGUUGAAAGGUUUUCCAGGGUGUGGCAGAGUGGAAUAUCCGUGUGAGUGAGUGAGUGACUGAGCGUGUCUAUCAAUACCGUAUGGACACGCAACAACACAGGACGUUUUGAAUGGAGUGGAAAAAAACACAUCACAUGACCUGUCACACGACUGCAUGCAUGAUGACUCCUUCAAAACGUUUUUUUUUUUUUUUAAUCAAUUUUUCUUUCGUCGUCAAACAGACAGAAGACACUCCAUUGUAUUUUUAAUGUGACCUUUUUCAGGCGUGAAUGUGGGAAAAGGUCGUCACGACGCAUGACUGGCCGCAAGACUAUCGGCGUAAUGACGCGUCAGCGCAUUAUUCAUUUUUUACGGGAAUAGCAACAAUCACGUCCAUGACGGUAGCGAUGCACGCAAAAUGGGAACAACGUGCUUUUAGUUAGCAUCGGCGUCGCUGUGCAUGGAUGGCUGUUGACACGAUGUGUGGUUACCAGGCAACAACGAGGACACAGUACUUUAUUACACGCUGAUAGUUGCCAUGACAACAGCCAAGUAACUUGCUGCCAGGUGUAAACAGCAGGAGAAGCUAAAAGGGCAGUAUUUUUGAUUUUUGUUUUUUUUUUUUUUCAUCAGAAAAUCCAACCUGAUUAUUGCGUUUGUGUUUAUUUGUGCUUUCAUGUGACGUUUGUCAUGCAAAGCAUUCUGUUGGGAUAUUUUAGACAACUAGGCAAAAAAACAAAAAAAAAGCCACAGUGUUAAAACACAAGUCGAAUGAGCUGCCGUGAACUCAAUUUUAAGCAACUUGAUGUUCUCAUUUCUUGCCUAUGCCGUGUCCCGACACAUGACGGAACUUUGUCCAACUCCAGCAAACACAACACAGUUCAGUAGCUUUUCCUUUCAUUGAAACAAUUGUCUUGAACAUGGAAUGAGAGUUUUCACUGCUAAACUUCAAAUAUGCAUGUGUUAUUUUAAUUGUAAAGCAUUCUACAAAUGUAUUAACUGAGGUUUGCACAGGAAAACAAUUGCAAACAUAUGCUGGAAAUACUUUUAAAAAAAAAAAGGGAAAUGUGAAUAGCACAUUAAAGGCUGGAACUAAAAUGUUAGUUGUCAUCAACCACUCUUGCGGUUACUUUUCUACACUAGCGUGUUGAAAUAUGUCUAAAUGGAGUGUUCCAUUAUCUCCCUUGACUGGGCUGUACUAACGCAAGACAUUGAACUCAAGUCAAUGCGGACACUUUUCAGUCCUUUUCAAGUCCUGAAUGCAUCCACUUGAGAAAAACGAAUGCUGUCACUGUCACCUCAUUUUCCCAAAUGAAUUUAUGCAUGUACAUUAUGCAGUGUUGCCUUUAUUCCCUGCUGUUCCUGCAGUGUGUACAUGACUUACAAAUGUAUAAUAAAGAUAGUUUUUCAUA
Doryrhamphus excisus (bluestripe pipefish) is the source of this 3336-nucleotide messenger RNA. It is a transcript of the gene nt5c2b, whose product is annotated as 5'-nucleotidase, cytosolic IIb. Gene Ontology annotation, molecular function: 5'-nucleotidase activity. Lineage: Eukaryota; Metazoa; Chordata; Actinopteri; Syngnathiformes; Syngnathidae. The record is from RefSeq and is a predicted model, not a curated record.